AUGCUGCCGCCGGCGACGCUGUUUGCGGUGGGGUUCCUGCUCUGCCCGUUCCCCGCCUUGGUGCCGUCCGGCCGUAACCUCACCGCGCUGCUGCCGGAGCUCUGCGACCUCCUCGGCUCCCUCUACACCCACGUCCGGGACGACCUCGUCCUGCUGCUCACCGUCGCGGUCACGGCGCCCCGCCACCGCCGACGGUGGCGCUCUUUGAGAUACCGAUGA
This is a messenger RNA of Triticum turgidum subsp. durum (durum wheat), 219 nucleotides long. Lineage: Eukaryota; Viridiplantae; Streptophyta; Magnoliopsida; Poales; Poaceae. The record is from the annotation of a GenBank genome assembly.